Molecule: messenger RNA, 696 nt
Organism: Colletotrichum orchidophilum
Lineage: Eukaryota; Fungi; Ascomycota; Sordariomycetes; Glomerellales; Glomerellaceae
Exons: 3
Coding region: 1-696 (231 amino acids)
Biological process (GO): protein import into mitochondrial matrix
Cellular component (GO): TIM23 mitochondrial import inner membrane translocase complex
Source: RefSeq, a predicted model, not a curated record
AUGAUGAAGACGAAUACAUGUGCGAUCGCGAUCCGCGCAACUACAAGAUUGGGUCUUGCGCCCCGGCUCCAACCUCUGCCACUCCAGCGAAGCUACGCGACCCAGUAUGGUCUCGGAACGACCUCGACGACCAGCUCGAAACGGAAGAAAGUUACGCCAUUCAACGACAACGGUUCAGUCCCUUGGUCGCAACUCUCUGGGGGAGAAAAGGCAGCUAGGGCGACACAGCAGACCUUCAACUUUGGGUUGAUUCUGGCUGGUAUCGCAGGCGGAGUGGCGUAUGUUCUGUGGACAGAUGUUUUCUCGCCGGACAGUAAAACGGCCAUUUUUAACCGAGUUGUCGACAAGAUCAAAGCCGACCCAAAAUGCAUCGAAAUGCUGGGAGACUCGAAGAAGAUCGUUUGCCAUGGCGAAGAAACGUAUAACAAGUGGCGGCGAGCUCGUCCCAUCGCCUCGACGACCAACACGGAUUCGCGAGGUCAUGAGCAUAUGCUGAUGCACUUCCAUGUCGAGGGACCGCUCAACAGGGGCGUGGUUUACCUGCACAUGAUCAAGACACCCAGCUCCGGCGAGUUUGAAUACAAGUAUCUGUAUGUUGAUGUCAGGGGACAUCAGAGACACUACCUCGAAAACGCAGACACUGCGACAGGUUCCGGAAAGAAAGGCGUCCGGUUUCUGGGCAUCAAUUGGGGAUGA